AUGGAUAACAGGAGUCCGCAUAUGCAGAUCAGACAACAACGAAGUCAGAAAUUCAACCUAUAUCCAACAAGACCUCGGACUUCAUCUAAAGCUUCCGAGUUAUCUGUUAAUACUUCUAGGUCUGGAAAUCGCCCAUUUCCAUUUCCACCCAAGUCACCAACACCAUCCGCCCGAGAACAUUAUUUGCCUAUCAACCCCCUCGCUCAAAAUCCUCCUGUUCCGCAACAAAGACCCUCAACAUCGCAUCAUUCAGUAUCUAAUGAACCCUCCCGAUCUUUAACUGCUCCACCGCAACAGAAGCUUCGACGAAAACCUUCAGAGGCUUCACGGUUGAGACAACUUAGUAACGUGCGAUCGCAUUCUUCCACUGGCAGACGUACCCCGGAAAAGGUAGUAGACAAUUUCUCUAGACCACGACAGGCCAGUCUGCGGAAACGAAACGAGUCUCCUAGCCCUUUGAUUAAUGCCUCGACAUUUCAUGUAGAACCAUCACAAGAUGAGGAAACCAUAAACAAUGGAUCAGUUUUCAGUACAAGAGAUAGAGGAUUUUCAUCAUCUUCUUCACAAUCAGGCCAACAAUUGCCUCCGCCUGCACCCGCACCUAGCCUGCGACCUUCUGCGUCAAUCCCGGACUAUCAUACUGUAGAUCUAAAUAAUGCGAGACAGCGCAAUAUCCCACAGGCAAAUUUUAGGCCAAGAACAGGAAUCAAUAGACCCGACAGUAAUAACUCAUCCAUAUAUCGACGAGAGCCCCCGAUUCGACCAACAAACUUUGAUGACGAGGAAGUUCGAGCAAGCUUCAGAUCUGCUUUGACUACAAACUCGAGUUAUUUUGGAACAAGUGGGACAGAGAGGAGCAGUGUAUUGACGAAAAGUAGUUCACAUACUUCUUUCUUUGGUGGUAAAGACGAAGGAAUGAGUGUGGAUGAUGCAAUUGGCAUGUAUGAAGGUGGCUUUCUGGACUCGGGGGUCGAAGAUAAUGAUUUGGAGGAGAAGCUCCUGGAAAUUGGUGCGGAAAUCAGGCCCAGAUCUGUAUAUCGACAGGAGUUCUUUGAUGAAGACGACGAGUUUCGACCAAUGACCCCAGAUUCGGAGGGACGGCAAUCGAAGUUGGAAGAGGCAAUGGAUGAUUCUCUUGCUCCUCCUCCAACUCUCGACGCGUCGCAAUUUUCAAUUAGAGGUUCCACGGAGAUAUUCCACGGCAAAGCUUUUGAGGCACAAAGUGCCGCAGUUGCCCCUAAUCUUACUUCAAGUGAUUUUUCGGGGUCGAAAGAAUUUGAUGGUGCAGGAGCGUCUCAUGAAACUCGGGACGAAUACUUCGAACCGCACGCAGUAGUGCCACCGCCACCAACGACAAUUGCAUCAGACCCGGCUAGAGACAGGUAUGGGUUUAAGAAAAAGACACAAUACGUUUCUUUGGAAGAAUAUGAAGCUUGGAGUGGGCCUUAUAAUGAAUACGUUGAGCGAAGGAGAAAGAAAUGGGUGUUAUUACUCAAGGAUCACAGUCUGAUUACCGACAAGCCAAUUCGAUUUCCACCAAAAUCAGCAAAAGUCAAACGUUUCGUCCGCAAAGGGAUACCGCCUGAUUGGCGCGGCGAAGCCUGGUUUUGGUAUGCAGGUGGUCCGGCUAUGGUCGCUAAGCACUAUGGAGUGUAUGAUAGCUUGGUGAAGCAAGCGGCUGCAGGGGCGGUUAAUGAGACGGACGACGAGAUUAUUGAGCGGGAUCUCAAUCGCACGUUCCCGGAUAAUAUCAGAUUCAAGCCGGAUCCUCCGCCUACUUCAGAAAAACGGAAUAGCCAACCGAGUAUAAAAGAGCCAGAAACCCCAAUGUUGAAGUCGUUGCGGAGGGUAUUGCAAGCUUUCAGUAUCUAUAACCCUAAAAUAGGGUAUUGUCAGAGUUUGAACUUUUUGGCGGGUUUGUUGUUGCUAUUUAUGGAUGAAGAAAAGAGUUUUUGGAUGUUGAAUAUCAUCACGAGAGUUUAUUUGCCAGGAACUCACGAGGUUAAUCUAGAAGGCGCAAAUGUUGACUUAGGAGUCUUGAUGACAAGUAUCAAAGAAUCAAUGCCGGCUAUCUGGGCAAAGAUUGGAGGAGAACUUGACGGUACGGCAGGAGAUGGCAGGCUUUCCAUGCGUCUUCCACCCAUUACAUUAUGUACCACAGCUUGGUUUAUGUCAUGCUUUAUUGGCACUCUUCCAAUCGAAACUACCCUUCGCGUCUGGGACAGCUUUUUCUUUGAAGGAUCAAAGACCCUUUUCCGCAUCGCAUUAGCAAUUUUUAAGGUAGGAGAACAGGAAAUCAGGGCUGUUUCCGAUCCAAUGGAAAUUUUUCAAGUCGUACAAACCAUUCCUCGAAGACUUGUCGAUGCCAAUGGACUUAUGGACGCAUGCUUCCGACGAAGAAAUGGUUUCGGACAUAUCAGCCAGGAGACCAUUGAGGCACGAAGAGCAGAACGCAGGAAAGGCUACGCGGAAGAAAGAGCAAUUGCAAAUGGGGAAAUACCACCCAAGAGAGGUGGAACCUUCUUUUCCAAGAAGAAAACCAAGAGUGCAGAGAAUUAA
Molecule: messenger RNA, 2559 nt
Organism: Botrytis porri
Lineage: Eukaryota; Fungi; Ascomycota; Leotiomycetes; Helotiales; Sclerotiniaceae
Exons: 1
Coding region: 1-2559 (852 amino acids)
Source: RefSeq, a predicted model, not a curated record